CCAUUUUGUUUUUGGCCGUCAUUGUCCGUGAUUCCGAUCUUCCUUUUGUUCUUCUUGUCGCCGUAGCAAAUUAUUGAAAAUGACGGAUCGGGAUGAUAACGUUUACAAAUCAAAAUUGGCAGAACAAGCUGAACGAUAUGAUGAAAUGGUUGAGUUCAUGAAAAAAGUGGCAGCUCUUGAUGAAGAACUAACUGUCGAAGAAAGAAAUUUAAUUUCGGUUGCUUAUAAAAAUGUUAUUGGGGCUAGAAGAGCUUCUUGGAGAAUAAUUAGUAGCUUGGAAUCUAAGGAAAAAAGUAAUAAUGAUCCUAAUGUGGAGAUUACUCGACAAUACAGACACAAGGUUGAGAAAGAAUUAAAAGAAAUAUGUAAUGACGUCUUGGAUGUUUUACAUAAGCAUCUAAUUCCGUCAGCUAGUAGCGGUGAAUCUAAAGUGUUCUACAAUAAAAUGAAAGGAGAUUAUUACAGGUACUUGGCUGAAUUUGCCACUGAGUCUGAUCGUACAGAGGCUGCUGAAAAUAGUUUAGUUGCAUACAAAGCGGCUAGCGAUAUUGCUACUAGUGAUUUGGCCACCACUCACCCUAUCAGAUUGGGUUUGGCUCUCAACUUCUCUGUGUUCUACUAUGAGAUUUUAAACUCGCCAGACAGAGCGUGUCAGCUAGCCAAAAAAGCUUUUGAUGAUGCGAUAGCUGAGUUAGAUACAUUGAGUGAAGAGAGCUAUAAAGAUUCUACUCUCAUUAUGCAACUGCUUAGAGAUAAUCUUACCCUUUGGACAUCUGAUAUGCAAGGAGAUGAAGAUAAAAAAGAUGGAAAUGUGGAAGACUUGGAAGGAGAUGGUGCAGCUUCUAAAGCCUAAUCCAAUUGCACGAGACAUUUUUUUGUCAUGUUGCUAGUGAUUGCAAUCAUUCGCGACGUUGUUUCAAAGUUGCUUGAUGAAAAAAUUUUCUUAACAUUACUAUAAUUUUGUUUUCAUGUUCACAAUCUUAACGUAUUUACAAUUUUAACGAGUAAACAACUGGAUAAAAAAUUAUUUGUGAGUUUUGGUGUUCAUUCUUAGCAAUAUAUUUCAUUUUAUAAUCUGGUUCAAAAGAUUCAUAGUUGUUGAUAUGAGUGAAUUUGAUAAAAAUGUAAAAUUCUGUUCGGUUUAAAUUGAUAAUUUUUGUAAAUCGGCUUUGCUAAAUAUUAUUGGUGUAUCUCAUUCUAACAGAAAGUUUAACCUUUAAUUAUAAACCUUUCGAUUUCAUUUUUUGCUUUGUCUUUUAUUAAUGUUAGAUUCAGGAAAGUGUUGUUCAUCAUUCCAUUUGCAACUUUAGAUUAAUUGAAAACUUUU
Molecule: messenger RNA, 1327 nt
Organism: Helobdella robusta
Lineage: Eukaryota; Metazoa; Annelida; Clitellata; Rhynchobdellida; Glossiphoniidae
Exons: 6
Coding region: 80-853 (257 amino acids)
Biological process (GO): signal transduction
Cellular component (GO): cytoplasm
Source: RefSeq, a predicted model, not a curated record